GCAGGGGCGCGGCGGCCCCGCGGCGGCGGCGGGAUGGAGGCGGCAGCGGAGGGGGACGAGGCUGCGGCGGCGCUGGAGCAGCGGCUGGCGGCGGGCGGGCAGGGCCAUGUGCUGCGCUUCUGGGCCGAGCUGGGCGGCGCGGCCCGCCGGGCGCUGGUGGAGGAGCUGCGCGACAUGGACGUCGCCGAGAUCAACCGCUUCUUCCGCCGCGCCCGCGAGGAUGGAGGCGGCAGCGGGGCGGCGGUGAAGCUGGACGGGCGGAUGGAGCCGGUGCCGCGGGAUGUGCUGGGCAGCGCCUGCCGCGACCGAGGGCUGCUGCCGCGCUGGGAGAGCCGCGGGCUGGCGGAGAUCGCGGGGAGCCGCGUGGCCGCGCUGCUGCUGGCCGGCGGGCAGGGCACACGCCUCGGCGUUCCCUACCCCAAGGGCAUGUGUGACGUGGGGCUGCCCUCCCGCAAGACCCUCUUCCACCUCCAGGCCCAGCGCCUGCGGCGGCUGCAACAGCUGGCGGAGGAGCAGCACGGCACCCCCUGCCACAUCCCCUGGUACAUCAUGACAAGCGGCCGGACUAUGGAGUCCACCAAGGAGUUCUUCUUGAAGCAUCACUAUUUUGGCUUGAAGAAGGAAAACAUCAUUUUCUUCCAGCAGGGCAUGCUGCCCGCCCUGGGGUUUGAUGGGAAAAUCCUGCUGGAGGAGAAGGGCAAGAUUGCCAUGGCGCCAGAUGGCAAUGGGGGCCUGUACCGGGCCCUGGGGGCGCACAGCAUUGUGGAUGACAUGGAGCGGAGGGGCGUGCAGAGUGUCCACGUCUACUGUGUGGACAACAUCCUGGUGAAGGUGGCUGACCCCAGGUUCAUCGGGUUCUGCUUGGAGAAGGAAGCAGACUGUGGGGCUAAGGUGGUGGAGAAGACCAACCCCAUGGAGCCGGUCGGCGUGGUGUGUCGAGUGGAUGGUGUCUACCAGGUGGUGGAGUACAGUGAGAUCUCCCUCGCCACUGCCCAGAAACGGGGCCCGGAUGGACGGCUGCUCUUCAACGCAGGCAACAUUGCCAAUCACUACUUCACCACUGCCUUCUUGAAAGAUGUAGUCAACACUUACGAACCGCGUCUGCAGCACCAUGUAGCUGAGAAGAAGAUCCCCCACGUGGACAUUGCUACAGGGCAGCUGAUCCAACCCGAGAAGCCCAAUGGGAUCAAGAUGGAAAAGUUCGUCUUUGACAUCUUCCAGUUUUCCAAGAAGUUUGUGGUGUAUGAGGUGCUGCGUGAGGACGAAUUUUCUCCUCUGAAGAACGCAGACAGCCAGAACGGCAAGGACAACCCUACUACAGCCCGACACGCCUUGAUGUCCCUACAUCACUGCUGGGUUCUCAAUGCUGGGGGGCACUUCGUGGAUGAAAAUGGCACACGCAUCCCUGCCAUCCCUCGUGUCACAAACGGAAGGUCAGAUGCCACCCCAGCAGAUGUCAAUGACAACUUAAAGGAUGCAAACGACCUGCCAAUCCAGUGUGAAAUUUCUCCCCUCAUCUCCUACGGAGGAGAGGGUCUGGAAAAGUACGUGAAGGACCGAGAGUUUCGCGCACCUUUGAUUAUUGAUGAGGAUGGGAUCCACGAACUGGUGAAGAACGGGAUGUAGCAGCGGCAUGGUGCCCAAGCUGGGCUGCCCCAUCCCGCCUGGCGGGCUGUGAAUUCAGAGACAUAAAGGUUUAUAGCUGUAACUGGUAGGGGCUAAUCCCGCUCGCUCUGGCCCUGUGCAGAGGAGGAUGUAACCCACUCGGUUCUUGGCAUGUUGUACGCUUCUAUUUAUAUUUUAAUUUAAAAACCAAACACCUUACGGAUUCCCCUGCCACAAAGCACAGCUAUGGUGCUGCUCUUUGCGCUCCAGGCUGUGGGCAUUUAUUUUUAAACAUGUAUAUAGUAAUAGUCAUUGUACAUGCAGAGGAUUUUUAUGGUACUGGGCUGGGGUUAAUCUUGAAUUUUUAUUUUUCUCAAAUCUACAUGACUAUUUUUUUUAAUAGUGUCCUUGUCAUUGCCCAUAUCCUCCCUUUUGGUCAUCCUUUGUAUGUUGCACAACUGGAAGCACCCGAUUAAACUCUGAGUCCCUCCUG
Messenger RNA from Chroicocephalus ridibundus (black-headed gull), 2098 nucleotides. RefSeq names its product UDP-N-acetylglucosamine pyrophosphorylase 1 (gene UAP1). The record is from RefSeq and is a predicted model, not a curated record. NCBI's taxonomy places the organism in Eukaryota, Metazoa, Chordata, Aves, Charadriiformes, Laridae. Gene Ontology annotation, biological process: UDP-N-acetylglucosamine biosynthetic process. Gene Ontology annotation, molecular function: UDP-N-acetylglucosamine diphosphorylase activity. The transcript has 10 exons. Bases 34 to 1626 code for a protein of 530 amino acids.